CUUUUCCGCGUGUAGUUAGUUACCUGUGGAACGCGGGACCUUUGCGUCUGGCGCGGUUGUGUCCCUUGCAGAGGGAGUUUUACUUUCUUUGGCGGGAGACGAGAGAUUGUCUGCAGGUCCGGAACGUGAGGCCGUCUCGGGGUGUCUGGCGCGGCGCGAUGGAGGUAGUGGAGGCUGCCGCCGCUCAGCUGGAAACCCUGAAAUUCAGUGGCCCUGGCUCUGGGGUUGACCAUGGUGCAGAGGUGCGGUCUCCGGACUCAGUUCCCGCGCCGGGGUCGCUGCCGCCGCUGCAGUCGGAAGAGGGUUGCCCAGACCGUGAGCAGGCCGUGGAGGCUCAGCCUGCAGGGGAGCAACCACCACCGCCUUCCCCGAGCGCCGAGGCGGGCGGGAGCCCAGCGCCCCAGCCUGCGCCAGAACUGCAGCGCUGCGGGGCCUGCAUCACCGGCCCGGCCGCCACCGGGCUGGCGCAGACCCCGCUCUCCUCGGAGACCUCGGACUCGGACUCAGACUCGGACUCUGACAGUGAAACAGAUUCAGAUAGUUCAAGCUCCUCUUCUUCCUCAUCAUCUUCUUCCUCAUCUUCCUCUUCCUCUCAUAUAUCACUUCCUCCAGUGUUGUCAGAUGGAGAUGAUGAUUUACAAGUUGAGAAAGAAAAUAAGAAUUUUCCUCUUAAAACAAAAGAUGAAUUACUUCUUAAUGAGCUGCCUUCUGUUGAAGAACUCACUAUUAUUCUGCCUGAAGAUAUUGAAUUAAAACCUCUUGGGAUGGUUUCAAGUAUAAUUGAACAAUUAGUAAUAAUUGAGUCUAUGAAUAACCUACCUCCAGUUAAUGAGGAAACUGUAAUUUUUAAAAGUGAUCGACAAGCAGCAGGAAAGAUAUUUGAAAUAUUUGGACCUGUUGCACAUCCGUUUUAUGUGUUACGGUUUAAUUCUUCAGAUCACAUUGAAAGUAAAGGUAUUAAAAUCAGGGAGACUAUGUAUUUUGCUCCAUCAAUGAAAGACUUCACCCAAUAUAUAUUCACAGAAAAACUAAAACAGGAUAGGGGAUCAGAUGCAUCAUGGAAGAAUGAUCAGGAACCACCACCAGAUGCCUUAGACUUCAGUGAUGAUGAAAAAGAAAAAGAAGCCAAACAGAGAAAAAAAUCUCAGAUUCAAGGCCGGAAAAAACUCAAAUCUGAAUUUAAUGAGCCAGGUGAAGAUUUUGCUGAAGUUCAUCAGAAUUGGAAUGCUUAUAGCCCUUCUUCAGAACAUUCAAAAGGAUAUCGCAACAGGGAAUUCACACGAGGAUUUUCUAGGGGUAGAUACCCUCGAUCUUGCCACAGCAGGCCUCCAGCUCAGCAGUUUUAUAAUUCAGAACAUAUGGUAUCUCAAGAGACUUUGGGAUUUCCACCUCAGAGACAAGAUAAUCCUAUUAUGCCACAAUACCCCUUUCCUCCGCCUGUGUUUGACAUGCAUAACUUUCCACUCCCUCCACCACCUCCAUCUGUAAACAUGGGUUGGGCUGCACCUAACAUGGCUCCUCAUCCAAUGCUUAACUUACCAUACUCCUUGCCCCCGCCUCCCCCUCCUCCACCACUACCUCCCCCACCCACUCCUGGAGAUAGUAAUUCUUCUCAUUUUGGAUCUUACUAUUAGGUGCAUGUAUGCAUUUCCAGCAAAAUGUAAACUUCUCAUAUGCUGAGGGUUUUUUUUUAAGGAAAAGAAAGUGAUUAUGGAACUAGAUUUUUUAAAACACUGUAAAAAUGCUAAAUGUUUCAGUUGUAAGUUGAUAUAUAUAUUUGUAACUUGUGAAAUUGUAUUCAUUUGAAAAUUUCAGCUUAAAUAUUUGGGGUGAAAUCCAAUUAUGUAAUAUUUAAUUAAAACUUUGAAUCAUGCUUUCCCCCACCUAAUAGACUAUAUAUAUAUUGUCUUYGAUAUGGAACAGAUUCCAUCAUGAAUUAAAAUAUACUGAACACUCAAUUGCCUUUUUUGGUAUAAUCUGAAAAUAAGAUGUUGAAGUCCUAUUGAGAGUCUUUAAAAAUAAACUAUUUUUAUAAACUUAUACUUUUGGAAUUGAUUUGGAUUUUAAAUGCAGUUUAGCAGUAAUUGUUUACAUAAAUAAUUUUUUAAAAGCAAUUGAGUAUAUAGAGGAGGAAAAUCAUCCUGGCAAAAGCUCUGACUAUAACUAAACUUAAUAUUUAUUAAUUAUGCAUAGGUAAGCUUUCAUUAUAUAUGCAGAUUUCUAUUUAGAAGCAAUUACUAUUUAACCACUUUCACAUUAAGAUGUAUUUAGGAAUUAUGUCUUCCAUGUUUUCCCAGAUUUUCACAUACCUGGCACAGAUUAGGUGCUUGAUAAAUAUUUAUUGAAUGACUGAAGGAGUUGAGAGUUUUUAAUUAAAUAAGUGUGGCUGUCACUUUACAUCAAGUGUAUAUGUAUGGGAAAUGAUGGAAUUUUAGAGCUAAAUUAGUCUAAACUAUUUCUCAUUUAAUAAAUGAGCCUUACUAA
This is a messenger RNA of Urocitellus parryii (Arctic ground squirrel), 2484 nucleotides long. RefSeq names its product nuclear assembly factor 1 ribonucleoprotein (gene Naf1). The record is from RefSeq and is a predicted model, not a curated record. NCBI's taxonomy places the organism in Eukaryota, Metazoa, Chordata, Mammalia, Rodentia, Sciuridae. Gene Ontology annotation, molecular function: RNA binding. Gene Ontology annotation, cellular component: sno(s)RNA-containing ribonucleoprotein complex. Gene Ontology annotation, biological process: ribosome biogenesis; box H/ACA snoRNP assembly; pseudouridine synthesis.